GUGUCUGCUCCGAUUGCGCUAACUAUAGUUCAUUUCUGAUUAUGACAGCUGUCUCUGGCUGUCACCACUUAUUAAAUAGCUUAAAUGAAUCCAGUGAUGUUUUUUACUUGUUGUGAUUCUUAAUAGCUAGAUUACAUCCUUUUUAUGUGAAUCAGAAGUCGUGAUGUUUGUACUAGUCUGCUACUGUGCAUCACUGAUCCAUCUUUUGGAUAUUUCUCCAAAAAUAAAAGGGGGAAACAGAAGAAGAACAAGGAUUAGGCUAUAAGAUGUAUCUAAACUUGCCACUGAGUAAUUCCAAAUCAAUUUUGUGGAUAUAUCUCACUAAAUAUAAGAAAAAGGCUGUGAAAUUCUAAUCAUUGUAAAACAUGUAUAUUUAUAGGUCUUCUAAUCUUCCAUUUGGUAACUUCCUCACUGGAAAAUAGGAGAAAGAAAAGGAUACAUAAUUGAGAUAUUAAAGCCAUUGUAAUGAGUUUGACUAGCUGAUUUUUAAUCCUACUUUAUGAACCUCAAGAUCAACAAGAGCCAACCAACCAUAGAUACAAGACAAGGGAAGACCUUGCUCGACCAAAUGAAUGUAGCAGCAUGUAUAUUUAGAGAUGGGAACAUGAUUCAGAGUUGCGAUGAUGUACUAAACUAACCAAUGAAAUCAAUCAAUCCAUUGUCUCAACACAAAGUAAAGUUGUGAUCUGCUAUAUUUUUAAUCGGGGGUGUCAAAUGGGCGGGUCAAAAUAGGUCGAGUUGAGCUAAAAUUGACCCAAAAGUUACUUAGGUCCUGAUCCGCCCAACUUUACUCAAUCUUCUUUUUUUUUUUUGAUAAGGUAAAAAUUAAUUGACUAAAUACCCAGAAUCUACCAAAACCAAAAGUUACAAAAGACUGCUGGGAUUAUUCAUAAAGUCAAUUACAACAUGUCUUAGUGCCCACCUUUUGUUUUCUUUUGGUACUUUAUUCUUAAUAAUGAAACUUCACUUUCAUACCCUACCAAAAUAAAUGAAGAAGGGUAACUCUAAACUGGAAACCACGUCAAAAUUUAAGGUUCCUGCAACAUUUAAAUUUAAGAAGGACAGGAUCUGUUUAGUUCUUGACCUCGAGACUAGCAAGCUGGACAUAGAAACUUAAGUCAUCACUUAGUUUGUCCUACCCAAGAAAAAGGAAGGCAAAAGCAAAACCUCAUUGCUAGUUUCAAAAUAGACAAUAACUGAAUAUCCUUGGCCCGUUUAGUUAAAAACAUCAUGACAGGACACAAAUUAAUGCAGCUUGCUUUUACAUUAUAUGUGUAUUCGAAUAUACAACUGAAACAUACUUCAAAACUUUUGCUAUAUAGGAUGAGAAUUAGUCCCUUAUUUAUUCAAUUGUUCACUACAUAAAAAAGCUUGUGAAUCUUAAUUGUGGAAUCCCAAUAGAGGUGGCUAGUAAAUAAACUUCUCAUAAGCAGUGUUGUUAAAAGCGCAAAAAAGCGCGCUUCAAAGCGAGGCGAUCCUUGUGCGCUUUUUUAACUUGAGGCGAGGCGAUUUGAAAAAAGCACUCGCUUCAGAGGAAGAAGCGAGAAGCGACGCUGAGGAAAAAGCGCGCUUUUUAUAAAAAAAGCGACAAUUAGGUUUUUUUAAAAAAAAUCUGAAAUAUAACUUCUCUCUCCUCACAACUCUUCUUUCCCUUCUCUCCUCGCGACUCUUUUUCCCUUCUCUCCUCGCGACUUUCUUUCCCUUCUCUCUCCUGAAGCUCUCGACUGAGGCUGCUGGCUGCCGCCCUUCUUUUUCUCGUGAAGAUCUCGACUGAGGCUGCUGGCUGCCUCCCUUCUUUCUCUCCUCAAGAUCUCGACUGAGGCCUGCAGGAGCAACACUUUUGGUUAAUCUACAGGAGCAAAGCUGACCUUGUUUUGGUUUUCAUAGCAGUUCAAUGGGCACUAUCUGAAUCAUCCUUAUAUGUAGUGAUAGUUGUAAUGUAAAACAGUCAAAAUACAAAGUUCCUGUAAUCUAUAACUUUGUUAUAUUUACUUGAUCUGUGCAAUUUUAAAGAAGUAUGAUGACCUGAAAUGGAUUGAGGCCUUCCGUAUCUCUUCUUUCCCUCUUGAAUUUAGAAAUUAUAACUGUUCAUUGGUUAUUUUAGAAAGAAUUUGGCAUCUUUAACUUGUGUUGUUUGAUUGACUGAGCUCUGAGAAAUUGUCUUACUACUUCAUCAAAUGGAGAGCUUAGCGCACCUUGAAGCAUUGUGUGAGAGGCUUUACAAUUCACAGGAUUCUGCUGAGCGAGCUCAUGCAGAGAAUACACUAAAAUGCUUCUCAGUUAAUAGCAGCUAUAUUUCGCAAUGUCAGUAUAUUCUGGAUAAUGCAUCAACUCCUUAUGCAUUGAUGCUGGCUAGUUCAAGCUUAUUGAAGCAAGUGACAGAACAGUACCUAUCUUUGCAGACCCGGCUUGAUAUUCGCAACUAUCUCAUAAAUUACCUGGCAACAAGAGGAAUUGACCUGGAGCCUUUUGUAACUGCAUCUUUGAUUCAACUGUUUUGCCGAGUUACGAAGUAUGGGUGGUUUGAGGAUGACAUUUUUAGAGAGGUGGUCAAAGAAUCCACAAGAUUUCUGAAUCAGACAGAAUCUCAUUAUGCAACUGGUUUGAAGAUAUUGAAUCAACUCGUGUCAGAGAUGAAUCAGCCCAGUCCUGGAUUGCCAUCAGCACAGCAUCGUAGGGUGGCUUGCUCCUUCAGAGAUCAAUCGCUUCUUCAAGUAUUCCAAGUAUCCUUGACAUCAAUGGCCCAACUGAAAAAUGAUGUAAAAGUUCCUAAGAACGCGGCUAGCAGCAAACUACAUGAACUGGCGCUUGCUCUGUCCCUGAAAUGUUUAUCAUUCGACUUUAUGGGAACAACGGUUGAUGAAAGUUCUGAUGAUUUUAACACUAUUCAGAUCCCAUCUUCAUGGAAGCAAGUCCUGGAGGAUCAAUCAACGGUGCAGAUUUUUUUUGACUAUUAUGAAAUCAAUAAGCCAAACAUAUCGAAGGAGGCUUUAGAGUGUUUAGUCCGUCUGGCUUCAGCGAGGAGAUCUCUGUUUUCAAAUGACACUUCUAGAGUGAAAUACUUGGCACACCUGAUGACAGGAACCAAAGACAUUAUGCAAACUGGGAAAGGUCUGGCUUGUCAUGAUAAUUAUCACGAGUUCUGUCGGCUUCUUGGACGUUUUAAAGUCAAUUAUCAGUUAUCAGAGCUUGUGAAUGUGGAAAGUUAUGGGGACUGGAUACGCCUGGUUGCUGAAUUUACUUUGCGAUCUUUGCAGUCUUGGCAGUGGGCUAGCAGCAGCGUUUACUACCUUCUUGGGCUGUGGUCUAGAUUGGUUUCGUCGGUUCCAUAUUUGAAGGGAGACACUCCAAGCCUGCUUAGUGAUUUCGUGCCAGAGAUUGUCAAAAGUUUUAUCACAUCUCGAUUUGGUUCCUUUCAGGGUGAAGUCUCUGAUCUCUCAGAGAACCCCCUUGACAAUGUUGAACUUCUUCAAGAUCAGCUCGACUGCCUUCCUAAUCUUUGCAGAUUUCAGUAUGAAAGCUGUAGCUCAUACAUUAUGCAGAUUACUGAUCCUCUGCUUCAGAUGUAUAUGGAAUCUGCUGAUCCCCAGGUUCUUGCAGUGGUGGAAACAAAAUUUGCUUGGAUAGUUCACAUUAUUGCAGCUAUUGUUAAGACUAAGCAGCUUAGUGGAUACAGUGGUGAAUCUCAAGAAAUCCAUGAUGCAGAACUUUCAGCACGUGUACUGCGGCUGAUAAAUGUUACUGAUAGUGGCUUACGCAGUCAGCGAUAUGCAGAAACAACCAAACAACGCCUUGAUCUAGCUAUUCUUGUGUUCUUCCAGAACUUCAGAAAGUCGUAUGUUGGAGAUCAGGCAAUACAUUCAUCAAAGCAACUAUAUACUAAAUUGGCUGAGCUUCUUGGGCUCCAUGAUCAUCUGCUUAUAUUGAAUCUCAUUGUUGGGAAGAUAGCAACAAAUCUUAAGUUUUACAGAGAGAGUGAUGGAGUUAUCAGUCAAACAUUAAAUCUCAUGUUGGAAAUGGCGUCUGGAUAUAUGACUGCAAAACUUCUGGUAAAGUUGGAUACCACUCAAUUAAUAAUCUCCAAUCAGAAUAGGGAAGAAUUCCCCUUUUUGGGGGACUACAGGUGCUCUCGUAGUAGAACUACCUUCUACUAUAUUAUUGGCUUGUUGAUCUUCAUGGAAGAUAGUUUUUUGAAAUUUAAAGCAUCAAUGGAUCCACUUCUGCAGGUCUUGCUCAGUUUGGAAUUGAUACCAGAUGCCUUGUUUCACACUGAUGAUGUUAAACAAGCAUUAAUUGGGUUGAUGAGGGAUCUUAGAGGAAUUGCAAUGGCUACAAGUAGCCGAAGGACAUAUGGUUUCCUAUUUGAUUGGUUAUAUCCAGCACAUAUUCCUCUUCUUCUCAAGGCCAUAACAAUAUGGGCAGACACUCCAGAGGUGACAACACCAUUACUUAAAUUCGUAGCUGAGUUUGUGCUGAACAAGUCCCAGCGACUGACUUUUGAAACUUCAUCUCCCUGUGGCAUUCUUCUUUUUCGUGAAGUCAGCAAAUUGAUUGUUGCAUAUGGAUCCAGAAUUCUCUCUCUGCCUAAUCAUGUUGAUAUGUAUCAGUUCAAAUAUAAGGGUGUUUGGAUUUCCUUGACAAUUCUUUCAAGAGCACUUGCUGGUAACUACGUCAAUUUUGGGGUGUUUGAGAUUUAUGGAGACAGAGCGCUUGCAGAUGCUUUUGACAUAACUAUGAGGAUGACACUAUCUAUUCCUUUGGCAGAUAUACUCUCGUACAGAAAGCUUUCAGGAGCUUACUUCUCAUUUCUGGAGAUCAUGAUGAAAAACCAGAUCCAGUUGAUACUUAACUUGGACUCAAGUAGCUUUACAUUUAUUGCUGGAUCUCUUGAGUCUGGACUUAAAGUACUGGAUGAAAAUAUCAAAUCACAGACAAAGGUUCAGAUGUUGUCGCCACCCAAGAAGAAAAAAAUGCUUUUACAUGCUUCGCCCAUGAUAAAAAAUCAGUGUGCAUCUGCGGUGGACAACUUAGCUACAUUUUAUUUCGAACACAUAACAACUGGAGAGUCACCUACCACCCCUGUGGCGCUUAACCUGGCGCAGCAUUUAGCAGACUGUCCAAACAUAUUUCUUGAAAUAUUGAAGACUGUGUUGGAGAUUGUUUUAUUUGAAGAUUGUGGCAACCAGUGGAGCCUAAGUCGACCGAUGCUGAGUAUGAUACUCAUUAGCGAAGAGAUGUUCUCAAACUUAAGAGCUCAGAUUUUGUCUUCACAGCCAGCAGACCAACAACACCGUCUUUCACUGUGCUUUGACAAACUUAUGGCUGACAUAACUCGAAGCUUGGAUCAGAAGAACAGAGAUAAGUUCUCCCACAAUCUGACUAGAUUCAGGAAUGAGUUCCGAACCAGAUAAUCAGAGUGAUAUCAGCAAGUGGUGAAUCCCUUUAAACAUACAUACCAGCCUUCCCUGCGCCUACCCAAGCACAUACAAAAAGAAAAGACGUAACAGGGGAAGGGAGAGCCAAGGAAAAACAAACAUGAAAAAUAAUUUCAAGAAAAAUGAAAUAGUGAAGUUGGCUGAAGUUUUGUUCUCCCUUUGUUUUUCCCCAGCUGGUGAAAUGCAUUCUGUGAGGUGAUUCUGUCACUUUUUGCUAAAUCCGUGCUGUAAUUUUUAUCACAACAGUGUACAGUCCAACAACAGAAGAUCUUUCUUUUUGCUAUUAAGAAUUUGUAGCAUCUUGCUAGAUUAUAAGAAUCUAUUGGUGUAAUGGUAUUGCCUAUGCAUUAGCUAUAGAAUAGUUUCAUACUAAUGAAGAGCCUGUUUUGCUCUUGAGCCUCUGCCCUAGCCGCUUGGACCUUCAUCAAAUUACUAUGCAGGAUUUUGGCUUGGGUGUUUUAUUUUGCCAUACUUUGGGCAAUCAAA
Messenger RNA from Solanum lycopersicum (tomato), 5921 nucleotides. RefSeq lists its product as uncharacterized. Gene Ontology annotation, molecular function: small GTPase binding; nuclear export signal receptor activity. The record is from RefSeq and is a predicted model, not a curated record. Gene Ontology annotation, biological process: protein export from nucleus. Gene Ontology annotation, cellular component: nuclear pore; cytoplasm. NCBI's taxonomy places the organism in Eukaryota, Viridiplantae, Streptophyta, Magnoliopsida, Solanales, Solanaceae.